This is a messenger RNA of Dermatophagoides pteronyssinus (European house dust mite), 744 nucleotides long. Its product is annotated as actin-related protein 2/3 complex subunit 3-like. Gene Ontology annotation, cellular component: cytoskeleton; Arp2/3 protein complex. The record is from RefSeq and is a predicted model, not a curated record. Gene Ontology annotation, biological process: regulation of actin filament polymerization; Arp2/3 complex-mediated actin nucleation. Lineage: Eukaryota; Metazoa; Arthropoda; Arachnida; Sarcoptiformes; Pyroglyphidae.
GCCAAGUUUUCUAUGUGGAUGCAAUCACAAUUCCGAAAUAAUCGUUUGGAUAGUUUGAUUUGCAUUGUUUUGCAUUGUUUUGUUUUGUUUUGAAAAUUUUGAUUCUUUUUCGGUGAAAAAAAUGCCUGCAAUCUAUCAUUCUGGUUGUCAAUCAAAACAAAAAAUUGGCAAUAUGUCAUUGUUAACAUUUCGUACAAAACAUAAUGGUCCAAUUAAAUCAUUGAAUAAUGAACAUCUUCGCCAAGAAGAUCCAAUCGAUUUGGAUAUAAUUGAUGAAAGUUUUUAUUUUUUCAAAUCGAAUGUAUUUUUUUCCAAUUUCGAAAUAACGUGUGAAUCCGACCGAAAUCUAAUCUAUUUAACACUUUAUAUAAUUGAAUGUUUAAAAUUAAUUUCCAAAUCAACAAAUCGUCGUCAAGCACAACAAGAUUUAAUAAAUUUAUCACAACAAAAAUUUGCAUUGCCAGGUGAUCCAAAAUUCCCAUUAAACAAUAUCUAUUUGAAACCAAAAAAUUCCGUUGAAGCGGAUGAAAUGCGUAAUUAUAUGAUGCAAAUGCGUCAAGAAUGUUCAACACGUUUAAUUGAUUUAAUUUGGCCAUCAUCAUCAUUACCACCAUCGAAAUGGUGGAUUUGUUUUGCACGGCGAAAAUUUCUUAACAUUCAACUAAAUGAAGUUGAUACUUAUUAAGAUAAUAAUAAUAACUAUUAACACCAAAACAUAAACAUUUUUGUAAUGAAAUUUUAAAA